AUGGGUGGCGUGGCAAAGGAUAGAGAUUGGUUCGUGGAAAAGGAUAGAAUCGGUGUGCCGACGUGGAAAGAAGUGCGGUCAAGGAUAAGCAUUGCGAGGCUGACGUGGCCGAGGAUCGACGUCAAGGUGCUGAGAUUGUCAUUUCCAGAGGAAAACAAUGGCAGCCUAAAGAAAAUUCCGAAACUGGAUGAUCCUUCUCAAUAUUCCCGGUUAGGGCUUGUGAGCAUACCGCAAGAGAUCAUAGACACCCAUGAGCUGCAGACGAUUACUUUUGAUCACCGGCGAGAAUGCCAGUACAAUGAUAUUGUGGAUUCGCUUGUAAGUCCAGAAUUUUCAGAUGAUGGUAGCACAAAUGGGGCUGUUGACUCCGACCCCCAUUUGAAUGAUCAAGAUCUACAGGAAUUCUUGCACUUGUUGAGAUUGUCGGGAAGUGGCCUCAAGAUAAAUGGAGGCAGGACAGUGGAGGAAGCUGGCUCGCUGAUGUUUUGGAUUAUGUACUCUAGCUCUCAGCAAAUAAAGAAUAGAGUUAAGCUUGUCGAGUUAUACUGGCAACUACUUUAA
Molecule: messenger RNA, 561 nt
Organism: Zingiber officinale
Lineage: Eukaryota; Viridiplantae; Streptophyta; Magnoliopsida; Zingiberales; Zingiberaceae
Product: oleoyl-acyl carrier protein thioesterase, chloroplastic-like
Exons: 3
Coding region: 1-561 (186 amino acids)
Biological process (GO): fatty acid biosynthetic process
Molecular function (GO): acyl carrier activity; fatty acyl-[ACP] hydrolase activity
Source: RefSeq, a predicted model, not a curated record